UCGCCACAGAAAUUCCGGGAGAUAACUUUUAUAAGUUCCAGUGUUGUUGCCAGCUUGAUGUCUGAAGCUUAAUCCUUUCUUAUAAUCUUUUUUUCUCUUAAUAAAUUUAAAAUUAGGAUUUAAUUUUAUUCGAGCCGAAUCAUUCGUUUUUGGACAUUUAGCCGAUGAGGGUUGGAUGGAUGGAUGUGCAGGGAAUUUACUUAGAUAUAGAAAAAUGAUUGGGGCAGAGGAUAUUGGAAUUAUUGUUGAUAUUAAGAAAAAACAUUGUUCUCACUCAAUAACAAAAGAUAUUAAUAUUGCACAGACUGCUAAUGCUGCUGAAUUUUUUCUAGCUGAUGGAAUUAUUUUAACGGGAAAUUCGACUGGACAAGAAGCUUCCGUUUUAGAUUUGGAAGAUGUCAACAAAGAAUGUCCAUCAUUACCAACUUUUAUUGGCUCUGGAAUUAAUGAAAAUAAUAUUAAUAAAUUUAAAAAUGCUGAUGGAUUUAUUGUUGGUUCUUAUUUUAAAAAAGGGGGCUAUUGGGGGAAUGAAAUUGAUUUAGAAAAAGUUUUGAAAUUAAAUGAAAAAGUGAAAGAAAUAAAAAGAAAUGAGGAAAAAAUAUUUUAA
This is a messenger RNA of Meloidogyne enterolobii, 607 nucleotides long. NCBI's taxonomy places the organism in Eukaryota, Metazoa, Nematoda, Chromadorea, Rhabditida, Meloidogynidae. The record is from the annotation of a GenBank genome assembly.